Molecule: messenger RNA, 4322 nt
Organism: Trifolium pratense (red clover)
Lineage: Eukaryota; Viridiplantae; Streptophyta; Magnoliopsida; Fabales; Fabaceae
Exons: 18
Coding region: 340-4020 (1226 amino acids)
Source: RefSeq, a predicted model, not a curated record
CGAGUUUUUUAUUUUUAUUUUUUAAAAUUAUUUUAACUACGGAUUAACUACAGUAUCUUUUAAUAAUUAAUUUAUCGUUCUUCUUUUUGCGUUGCUCCUCUCUGAACGACAAGCUUUUGCCAUCGCAUUCGAUUAUUCGAUCUGUAUUCUCCAAUCUGUCCCUUCUCCGAUAGAUCUCUCACCAUCUCUCCGUAUCCGUUCAAUCCGCGUUCUCAAUUCUUCACUCUCUCAUGGAAGCUCUUCAGUUUCAGAUUUGAAGAUUCGUGGAGCUUUGAAGAACUCGAUUUCGAGUUUCAAAUUUGAGGAAAAUAAGACCAAGUUGCUUCAAGAUAUCAUAACAUGGCAACCCGAGGUAGAAGAACUAAACGUGCUCGAGGGAGAGGUCGCAGUGAUCCACCACAACCUUCCAAUUCCCUAGGUGUCAAGGUUGACAAUGAAGAAAUUCAAAAGGAAGGACCGGCAAAGGGAUUUGAUGCAUUAAAUAAUAAGCAAAAAUCCGCUCCUUUUAAUUCUGAACAGAAUGAUGAAGACAACAACUACAAUGAUGAUGAAGAGAUGCAACUCAUCAUGGAUGAAAUUUAUCAACGACAAUUAGUCAAGAAGCAAGCAGCUGAUGCAAAUAAUGCGAAAAAUUGUAUUGAAGCUAGUUUUGGACUUCCCAGCAAUGUGAGGCCAUCAAGUGGAGGGUCCCCUGCAGAAACUGAUUGGCAAAAACUUAUAUCUUUAGAGGGCAUUUUUAGCUCAGGUAGGCGAAUUACUCGUAGUCAAGGGAGAGGUUGCAGUAAUCCACCGGGGCCUUCUCAGUUGUGCAUUGAUCCACCACCACAACCAGUACAUACUUUGGUUUCCCCAGGUGUCAAGAAUGACAAGAAGAGAAUUCAAAAGAAAAGACAGGGUAAGGGGGCUGAUACAUUAAAUAAUAAGCAGAAAUCUACUGCUUUUAAUUCUGAACAGAAUGUUGAACACUGCGACAAUAAUGGUGCUGAAGAUGAAGAACUGCAACUCAUCAUAGAUAAAAUUUGUCAUUCUCAAUUACACAAGCAGCAAGCUACUGUUGCGAAUAAUGUGGAAAAGUAUAUAGGAUCCAAUUUUGGACUUUCCAACAAUGCAAGAUCAUCGAGUGUAGGAUAUCAUGUAGAAACUGAUACAAGAAAAGUUAUAUCUGUAGAGGACAUCUCUAACCCAGGUAGGCGAAUUACCCGUGGUCGAGGGAGAGGUCGUAGUGAUCCACCAGGGCCUUCUCAAUCGUGCAUUGUUCCACCACCACAACCAGCACAUACUACGGUUAUCCCAGGUGUCAAAAGUGACAAAAGUAGAAUUCAAAAGAAAGGACGGGGUAAGGGGGUUGAUACACUAAAUAAUAAAAGGAAAUCUUCUGCUUUUGAUUCUGAACAAAAUGAUGAAUACUAUGACAAUAAUGCUGGGGUAGAUGAAGAAUUGGGACUCGUAACAGAGAAAAGUAUUCAACCACAAUUACACAGGAAGCAAACAACCGAUGCAAAUAAUGUGGAGAAGUAUAUUGGAUCUAAUUUUGGACUUUCCCCCAAUGUGAGGUCGUCAAGCGUGGGAUAUCAUGUAGAAACGGAUACGAGAAAAGUUAUAUCUGUUGAGGGCAUCUCUAACCCAGGUAGAGGAAUUAAACGUGGUCAACGGAGAGGUUGUAGUGAUCCACCAAGGCCUUCUCAAUCGUGCACUGUUCCACCACUAACAACAAUUUUGGUUGCCCCAGGUGUCCAUAAUGACAAUAACAGAGUUCAAAGGAAAGGAUUGGUUAAGGGGUUUAGUGCAUUAAAUAGUAAGCAGAAAGCAACUGCUGUUUAUCCUGAACAUAAUGAUGAAUACAAUGAUUAUAGUAAUGAUGAAGAGAUGCAACUCAUCAUGGAGAAAAUUUACCAACGACAAUUACUCAAGCAGCAAGCAGCUAUUGCAAAUAAUGUGAAAAAAUGUAUUGGGGACAGUUUUGGACUUUCCCACGAUGUGAGGCCGUCAAGUGGAGGAUCCCACAUAGAAGCUGAUAGGAGAAACGUCGUUUCUGUAGAGGGCAUCUCUAACCUAGGUAGAGGAAUUAAACGUGGUCGAGGGAGAGGUCGUAGCGAUCCACCAGGGCCUUCUCAAUCGUGCACUGUUCCACCACCAACAGCACAUACUUUGGUUGCUCCAGGUGUCCAGAAUGACAAUAACAGAGUUCAAAGGAAAGGAUUGGUUAAGGGGUUUAGCGCAUUAAAUAAUAAGCAGAAAGAAACUGCUGUUAAUCCUGAACAUGAUGAUGAAUACAAUGAUUAUAGUGAUGAUGAAGAUGAAGAGAUGCAACUCAUCAUGGAGAAAAUUUACCAACGACAAUUGCGCAAGCAGCAAGCAGCUAUUGCAAAUAAUGUGAAAAAACGUAUUGGGGACAAUUUUGGACUUUCCCACAAUGUGAGGCCAUCAAGUGGAGGAUCCCACAUAGAAGCUGAUAGGAGAAACAUCUUGUCUGUAGAGGGCAUCUCUAACCUAGGUAGAGGAAUUAAACAUGGUCGAGGGAGAGGUCGUAGCGAUCCACCAGGGCCUUCUCAAUCAUGCAUUGAUCCACCAGCAACAGCACGUACUUCGGUUUCUCCAGGUGCCGCAGCUGACAAUGGUCACGCCACAGUCUAUGACAGAGGUGAUACUUCUGCCGCAAUGGGUAUGAAGAAUGACAAGAACAAAAUGCAAUCAAAAGGACUGGUUAAGGGGCUUGAUGCAUUAAAUAAUACGCAGCAAUUUGCUGCUGUUAGUUCUGGAGAGAAUGAUAAAUACUCUGACUACAAUGAUGGUGAAGAUGAAGAGAUGCAGCUCAUUGGGGAGAAAAGUAUUGAACAACCACUCAGGCAUCAAGUAGAUGACACAAAUAAUGUGAAGCAAUGUAAUAGAGGCGAUUCCGGAGUUUCCAACCAUGGGAGCAUGGACAGUGCUUCUUCAGAUUCUGUCUCAAACUCUACUGAUUAUUCACCAGCUAACGACCCAACUUCACUGCCUCUGAGUGGAAGAUCUCGUGUAGGAAUUGAUAGAAGAAAAGUUAUAUCUAUUGAGGACAACUCUAACCCGAGGAGGUUUGUUCCCCAAAGUGUUACCCGUGAUAUUAUAUCUACUGUGAUCGGGCAGAUGCCUAUUCCAGCUGCGAAGUGGAAAGCUUAUCCAAUUGAAAAGAAGGAUGAGUUAUUUAAAGAAUUCAUGGGUAAAUAUAAGUUUGCAUCAGAUUCUGAAUGCAAUAUUGCAAGAAUGGUGUGGGAAAGAACAUGCAUGGACCGCUAUCCUGAUCAUUUAAAAAAUGCAAGAAAAACGGCCUUACGACGUGUGAACUCAACAAACUUGGCCGAUACUAAGGGGCAUGGGCCCAAAGGACUGAAGCCAGAAAUAUGGAAUGGUUUGGUUGACAUUUGGUUGAAACCAGAGUGGACGAAGAUGUCUGAUGCUAAUCGAUGUAAUAGAGCCUCCAAACCUGAUUCAGCGUUGCACACUGGAGGCUCAAUAAGCUUUAGAGAACAUAAGAAGAGGAUGGAGGAAGAGAUAAAGCAAGAAGUUUCCUAUAGAGAUGUUUACGAUCAUGUUCAUAAGAGGAAAGAUGGGGGAUAUAUAUCUCGGCGCUCGAAGAAAUUAAUUGAGUUAUAUGACACCAUAAUGUUGGAAAAGUAUGGAGAAGACAUGUCCAUGCAUCCAGAGUUUGAUUCAGAAGUGUGGGCAGAGGUGUCAGGUAUGAAUAAGAAGAGGAGAACUUAUGGUUAUGAGGGUCGUAACUUAGAUACUGGCACUUUUGGACCUAUGUCUACUUCAGAUCCAGAGGCCGCUGGUCCCUCCCGCACUCACACUGUAGCUCCCCGCACUCACACUGCAGCUCCAACAGAAGAAUAUAUUAAGGAAGCUGUAAAUACAGCAAUGACUUCUUUUAUGCAAACGCAAUUGGCGCCUAUGUUGCAGCCCAUCCUUUCUAUGAUUGGUAGCUCCAUGCGAGAAGCACUAUCGCAAGGCAAAGUAGCUGAGAAAGACGGUGAGGCUGAACGAUGAUGAUUGAGUUGUUGAGAUAGAUGCAUUAUCUAACUCGAGUAUCUUUUGUUGCUCCUGUUUUAUGCCUGAUGUAGUUUUGGUUUUUGGCUGUUUUGGGAAUCAAGGAUAAUCAACUGCUUCUACAGGGCAUGUGAACAUUGAUUACCUAUGGUAUUACUGAUUAAGGCUAAUGCAUAUUAUGCUAUGUAUAUUUUACAUAUAAAUUUAUUAGCUGCAACUGAACAUACUAUGUUUCUUUUUUAAGCACUGCAUCUGAAUGUACUUUAUGGAUAUGUGAAAUGCAGAAGUUGCACUCACCAUUU